AUGUCUGAUAUCGGUUGCAGACCCGUGACACCACUCAUCAUUAAUGGUGAGUCCGUCGUCACGGAUAUCCAGUUCGAGGUUCGCGCCCCUGGAUCUGGGGAAUUGUCUAGUAUCUGUGCUGGUGUCUCCGAGGCGGAUGCUAUCCGCGCUGUUGAUAAUGCAAAGGCUGCAUUCCCAGCUUGGGCUAAGACCUUGCCCUAUGCUCGUCGCGAUCUCAUGCUGAAGGCUGCUGAUAUCAUGGAGGCUCGCAAGGAGGAAUUCAUCGCUUACCAGCGUGAAGAGACUGGUGCAGGCCGACCUUUCUCUGAGCACACAUUCAACUUGGGUGUUAACUUUAUUCGUGACUUUGCGGCUCGUAUCCCCACGAUUGAGGGUAUUGUCCCUAAUGUCACCAGGGAGGGGGAGGGUGCUAUGGUCUUCAAGCAGCCAUACGGAGUGAUUCUUUCAAUUGCGCCAUGGAACGCACCUUUUGUCCUCGGUGUACGCGCUGUGGCUAUUCCUCUCGCAGCAGGAAACACCGUCGUCCUGAAGGGUUCCGAGCUUUCUCCUAAGUGCUUCUGGGCUCUGGGUGAUGUCUUCCGCCAAGCUGGUCUGCCAGCUGGAUGUCUGAAUGUCAUUUUCCACCAGCCUUCUGACGCCCCCGCUAUCACCAACGCUUUGAUCGCGCACCCCGCUGUUCGUAAAGUGAACUUUACUGGUAGCACCCUCGUUGGAAAGAUCAUUGCGUCUACUGCGGGUAAGUAUAUUAAGCCUGUGCUACUUGAGUUGGGUGGCAAGGCCUCAGCCAUUGUGCUCGAUGACGCGGAUCUUGAUAAGGCGGCCAUGAACUGCGCCCUUGGAGCUUUCAUGCAUUCCGGUCAAAUCUGCAUGUCCACUGAGCGCAUUGUUGUUCAGAAGUCCAUCGCUGAGGAAUUCAAGGUCAAGCUUGCCGCGACUGCGGAAAAGCUUUUCGGCAAGGAUGCCCCUGCUCUGGGCCUUGUUAACUCUGUCGCUGUCACAAAGAAUAAGAAACUCGUUGCGGAUGCCGUUUUCCGUGGCGCGAACGUACUCUUCGGUAAUGCUAGUGCCAAUGAGUCUAACGGUACCCUUAUGCGUCCUAUCAUUGUUGAUGGUGUCCAGAAGGAGAUGGAUAUCUACGCGACCGAGUCAUUUGGUCCGACCGUUUCGCUCAUUGUUGUCGAUACUGAGGAUGAGGCCAUCGCAUUGGCCAAUGAUACUGAGUAUGGUCUGACAGCUUCUGUUUACACAAAGAACCUGUUCCGUGGUUUGCGAGUUGCUAAGCAGAUUGAGAGUGGUGCUGUCCAUAUCAAUGCCCUGACUAUCCAUGAUGAGCCUGUCUUGCCUCAUGGUGGUUGGAAGAGCAGUGGUUUCGGUCGGUUUGGAGGUAUUGCAGGCUAUGACGAGUUCCUGCAAACCAAGACCGUUACAUGGAUGGAGUAA
Molecule: messenger RNA, 1440 nt
Organism: Penicillium malachiteum
Lineage: Eukaryota; Fungi; Ascomycota; Eurotiomycetes; Eurotiales; Aspergillaceae
Product: aldehyde dehydrogenase
Exons: 3
Coding region: 1-1440 (479 amino acids)
Molecular function (GO): succinate-semialdehyde dehydrogenase (NAD+) activity
Source: RefSeq, a predicted model, not a curated record